This is a messenger RNA of Penaeus chinensis, 3337 nucleotides long. Its product is annotated as receptor-type tyrosine-protein phosphatase kappa-like. Lineage: Eukaryota; Metazoa; Arthropoda; Malacostraca; Decapoda; Penaeidae. Gene Ontology annotation, molecular function: protein tyrosine phosphatase activity. The record is from RefSeq and is a predicted model, not a curated record. Gene Ontology annotation, biological process: protein dephosphorylation. Bases 1 to 2088 code for a protein of 695 amino acids. The transcript is spliced from 18 exons.
AUGUCUCACUCCACGUACACCCUACACGGGCUCGCGCUCUCAUGCUGCCUGUUGCCACCGACCACAGAGCCGCCCGUGGAGCAGCCAUUCACGCUGAACCUCUGUGCCUCCGUGCAGCUUAGAGGAAAUGUGUGUUGCUUGUGUAUAUACGCCGACGAGGAGAAAGCCAUCGGCGCCAUCCCCACCAAGCCCAUCCACUCCGGCGACCUCGAGAGGAUCUGCGCCGAACACCGGAAGUACCCGAUUCUCUAUAAGGUCGAGUUCCAGAUGGCGACGAAGGUGGAGUGCCACUCCAUGCGGCACGCGCUCAAGGAGGCCAACGAACUCAAGAACCAGAACAAGAGGGUGCUUCCGUAUGACUACAAUAGAGUGGUUCUUGAGCCUCUGCCAGACUCCCCAGAUUCAGACUACGUCAACGCUUCCUAUGUCGAUAGCCUGCUAACGCCCAAAGCGUACGUCGCGACGCAAGGGCCUCUGGAGAACACCAUCGCCGACUUCUGGAGGAUGGUGUGGCAGGAGAAAACGAGACUCAUUGUGAUGCUCACCAAGACGUUUGAUUUCAUUAAGGUGAUGUGCGUACAGUACUGGCCGGCGAUGGUUGGCUGCUGCGACCACUACGAGGGAAUCAAAGUUGAACUGCUGAAAGAGGAGCAGCUGGCCAACUUCCAGAUCCGUACCAUCAGGCUCACCAGUGACGGCCAUGCAGAUUCUCGGGAAGUGGUGCAGUUCCACUACACUGAGUGGCCCUCACAUACGCAGCCCUUCAUCAAUGCGCUUCUUGAGUUCCGUAGAAGGAUCAGAUUAUGGAUGAGAGCGAAUAUAUUACCCGCUGAUGGCCCCACUAUUGUGCAUUGCAGUGACGGUGGUGCCAGAACUGGAGUGUUCAUGUCUAUCGAUUCCAACUUGGAAUUACAUGAAGAAGAUGGGAAGUUUGAUCUAUAUGGCUACCUGAAGAAGAUGAGACAGGCACGCCGUGGACUUAUUGAAACAGUGGACCAGUACCGGUUUGUGUUUGAUGCUCUUGAGGAGUUCCUACUCUGUGGCUACUCUUUCUUCCCAGUCAGUGAACUCUCACAACGGCUGAAGCAUAAAUCGAUGAAGGUCUUGGGCAACAAAAGCGAAUACCAAGUGGAAUUUGAACAAAUUUGCAAGAUGACUCCCAGAUUUACAAUUGGAGAUUGCGCAGGUGGCCAUCGAGCUGAUAACAGAGUCAAGAAUCGUAAUGUUCUCUGUGUUCCACCGGACAACUCUAGGCCGUACAUUACAUCAUUCCAAGGCAACAGCAACACAGAUUAUAUCAACGCAGUAUUUGUUGAUGGUUACUUAAGGCCUCGAGAAUACGUUGUGGCUGAAUGGCCCCUAAGGUCGACCAUCUCGGACUUCUGGUCUCUUGUGUACGACCACGAUGUAACAUCCGUUGUGGUCCUCUGCAACCCUCUUCUAGCAGAGGCCUCGAACUACCCUCCAUUUUGGCCGGAGAAGCAGAAAAGCAUGAAAUAUGGUCCAGUCUUCACCAUCGACCAUAUAAGCCACCAACACUAUCAAAAUAUACGCUCCUGGGUAUUCAAAAUCAGCAAGAAGAGCAUGGUAGUAUUUUGUUUUGUGUUUGCAUUUUUGCUGUAUCAUCAGAUUAUUUCACCUCAUCGCACAAGGCUGGGGGCAGUUGUAGACGAAAUACAAGGGAAAAAUAUUGUCUCCUUGACGGAACUUAUGGCAGGCAUCAAAGCAGAACCCAAGACCUGCCACCUCUUCCAGUUGAUGUGUUGGCCUCAAGGUCACAAGGUGCCAACAUCCACCAAUGCCCUCGUGGAGCUUAUGAACAUGGUUGAACGGUGGAGGCAGCGGACAGGAUAUGGUCCAGUUGUGGUUGUCAGUCCUGAUGGUAUGAGUCGAGCUGGAGUCUACUGUGCUGCCAAUGCAUGUAUAGAGCAAGUCAUUCAGCAUGGAGAAGUAGACGUUUUCCAGGCAGUCAAGACAGUGAGACGACACCGCCCACAGCUAAUUAAUAAUAUGACGGAGUACAAGUAUUGCUAUGAUCUGGUACUCCAUUAUGUACUUCAUUUCCUUUCAAAGGAGAAUGAAGAAUAAUGGAGACAAGAACCACAGCAAAAGAAGAAAAUGAUAGGAACAGGCACCAAGAUCUCUGACACUGGAAAUGUCAAGAGAAACUGAAAAUGACAUUUUGUUACCUACAGUCUGUGCUGUAUCAGUCUAACUGGAGUUCGUUGUUGUUGUUAAUGAUGUGCUUUGUUACAUGGCUUUUAACGGUUAGUUCUAUAUGGAAUGGUAUGGGACACGCUCUAUUUGCACUAUUAAAAAAAUAAUCUUUUUGAAUGGCCUCAAUUUUAUGCAAAUAUUAGUCUUUUGAAAUAUUCAUAAACUUAUUUUUGUAUUUUAAAGUGUUAAUGAUACCAUCUUUGUACAUUAUAGAGGACAAUUUUUUUUUUUCACAGUGUCUUUUCUUUUUUUAUAUAUUGUAGAUAAGAGUAUUUGGAUGCUUGAUUUUAUAUUAUGCUUGUUACUUUCAUGUUUUUUUAUCAGGCAUAUGUAAUAUUUUACCUAAUGUAAUUAAAUUUAUGGUGCAAAACAAUUACAGUGAUAAGAUUACUGAAGUUGGUGUAUCUAUUGUUCUGUUCUUUGUUGUCUAUAUAAAUGAACACCCAGGUGGUGAAAUCUUAUACUAGCUGCAGUGCACUAAAGAUUAUUGUUAUAAGCUAGAGCAUUUUUACUUUUAAAUGCUAAGUUAAAUAUAUAUUCCUCCUGAUUAUUUGAGAUAUUAGUAUUUAUCACUUACAAAAGACCAUUAUGAUUAGAUAUUAUGUAGUUGUGCUAGAUUCUUCAUUGUCAAUUCAAUAAGCAGGCCUUUGUAAUAGGGGCCUAGGCCUCUCUUGCUACAGAAGGAUGCAAAAUACAUAUUUCCUCAGUCUUAACUGGGAAUGUUGUCCAUUCAUUAUUUUUUAUUUUUGAGUUUUUGUAAUCUGGAACUGUUAGCACAUAAUACAGCUCAAUUUUACAAAUAAUACCAGUGAAUAUCAGUCAUGUUACCACUAGAAUUCUCCACUUCAUGUAGGUUAAAGAGCCGUUCAGAAGCCAAGCACGUCAUUUCUUUGAGUGAAUAGGGUCUUUGAUAAAUUAUGUUUUAAGAUAUUUGUAUAUAAGUCAUUGCCUAGCUGUUUAUAGUUAUUUUAAAUGGUAAGAUGACAGCCUGGCUUAAGAGAUUUAGCCCAAUACAAGCAUUCCUUUCCCUUUCUUCCUGACCUACUGGCCACCUCUGUACUUCGGGGAUGAAACCAGCUUUGGCACACCUAACGCAAUAAACUUCAUAAAUGGUUGUUAA